Xiphophorus couchianus (Monterrey platyfish) is the source of this 1932-nucleotide messenger RNA. RefSeq names its product interleukin 7 receptor (gene il7r). Gene Ontology annotation, molecular function: protein binding; cytokine receptor activity. The record is from RefSeq and is a predicted model, not a curated record. Gene Ontology annotation, biological process: positive regulation of receptor signaling pathway via JAK-STAT; hemopoiesis; cytokine-mediated signaling pathway. Gene Ontology annotation, cellular component: membrane; external side of plasma membrane. The transcript has 8 exons. NCBI's taxonomy places the organism in Eukaryota, Metazoa, Chordata, Actinopteri, Cyprinodontiformes, Poeciliidae. The coding region runs from base 74 to 1348 and encodes 424 amino acids.
GCUGAACGCCGCGGCGCCGCAGCAGUUCAGGGCGGGCGGAGAACAGGUGAGUUAGUGCUGCUGCGUGGAGACAAUGCUGCCUGGCUGGACGAGCGUCCUGAUGCUGCUGCUGCUGCUGCUGCAGGCGGCCCGGAGCCGGGCCCAGAGCGGGGACCGCGACCCGGACUCAGAACCGGGCCUCAGCUGCAGCUCUCAUGUCAGCGUCUCUGCGAACAACCUGACCUGCCAGGUGCUGGGUCGCCACGGAGACGAGGACGACGAGGACGGAGACAGAGACGCCAUCGACAAGAUGAUCGUGUGCCAGGUGAGGAGGCAGAACGACAGGACGGUGGAGAAAUGUGUGAGGACUCACGGAGACACGGUGAGCGGUCUGUGUCCGGUGGCCGUCGCCAACGUGACGGUCCACCGGCGGGGAGGAGGACGGCUUUCGGCCACCGUCCUGCUGCAGAAGAUCGUGAAGCCCAGAAGUCCGUGGAUCGUCAACGUGACGAUGGAUCCGGUGAUGAACCGGGCUGUGAUCUACUUCCAGAUCCCCUACAGGAAAGAUUACCUGAAUCUGAACACCCAGAGCUUCCAGCUCAACCUGUGGACCGACGGCAGCAACAUGACCCAGAACGUCUCGUCUAAGGACUCCCUGCAGAUCGACAGGCAGCACCUCCGUCAGGACUCUGAGUACCGGGUCAGGGUCCGGUCCAUCCCGGUCGGAGUUCUGCAGGGAACCUGGAGCGCCUGGAGCCCCGAGUUCUCCUUCCACACGCCGCCCGCAGAGGAGAAGCCGCCGAGUCCAGACGAGUCGGAGCGGACCGUCUCCCAACUCGUCCUGAGCUCCGUGUCUGUGCUGGUGGUUCUGUGCUGCAUCGUCGUCUUCUGGAAGACGGGGAUCUUCUCCUACAUGUGGCCCAGCAUCCCGCACCCCAAGCAGGCGCUGGUCCAGAUCUGCAAACCCAACAAGGGCCUGCUGCUGGACCUCCACCACGAAGUCUUCAGUUCCCUGCGCGUCCUGCCGCUGGAGAAGCUGCAGGCGGAGGAGGCGGAGCCACGCAGGAGGCCCUCCGGAACCGGGACCGGGUCCGCCGCCGGGUCCCAGUCCGGAUCCCAGUCCGACGCCGGGUCCCAGUUGGGAUCCGGCUCCGGCUCCUCCCACAGCAGCGCCUCCAGCGCCGGCACCGAGGAGCUGGAGGUCUCGGCGCUGCUGAGCUGCGAGGACGGCUGCGUCCCCGGCGGCGCCCCGUCCCCCGUCGACGUCCCGCGGCCCGAAGACAAGUCCCAGAACCUCCUGGGUCGGCGCGGCGGCCCGGGGCAGGAGGAGGCCUACGUCACCAUGUCCAGCUUCUACCAGAACCAGUAGCACAGCGCCACCAGCUGGACGACCGACGUCUCAUCUGUCCUUCUGUUGCCUCUGCUGGACUCAUACGACCUUUGACCCUUCCUCAGGCAUCUCUGUUUAUUCAUCAGGGCUCCUGUCAGUAUUUGACCUUUGACCUCAUAUUGCUGCUUCCUGACUGGACCCGGUCGGUGGGAUCCCAGUCCCCCAGAACCUGAGAACAACCAGUUCCUCUUACUGGUCCCAGCGCUCACAUUCACACUAACAGGACGAGUCACAUGGCCGACGGCAGCCAAUCAGAGCCCAGCUUCUCCUCUGACUGUCUCUGAUUGGCUCAGGAAACGAUUUGGUUUUAGUUUGAUCCAAUAAGAGCCUGAAUGAGGAUAAAAAUGAUUUAAUAUGCAGAAUAAAGUUAUAAUAUUAUCAGAAUAAAAACGUUAUCAGAUAUUAUCAGAUAAACGGCUCACUGAUAAUCUGAGGCUGAUAUGAUAAAACAUGAAACAUUUUCUUAUUUAUAAAAUCCAUAAAGAUGUUCCUCAUUUUAACACAAAGAUAAGAUAAAAAAAAAACACUUUAAAUGGAGGAACUUUAAUAAAAUCACAAGAUCA